Molecule: messenger RNA, 2173 nt
Organism: Melospiza melodia melodia
Lineage: Eukaryota; Metazoa; Chordata; Aves; Passeriformes; Passerellidae
Gene: SFRP2
Product: secreted frizzled related protein 2
Exons: 3
Coding region: 57-935 (292 amino acids)
Biological process (GO): canonical Wnt signaling pathway; non-canonical Wnt signaling pathway
Molecular function (GO): Wnt-protein binding
Source: RefSeq, a predicted model, not a curated record
ACCCCGGCCCCCCGAGCCUUUCGCCAGCCCCCCCUCCGCCUCCUCCGCGCCCCAAAAUGCAGCGCCGCCUCUGCGCCCUGCUCCUGCUGGCGUCCCAGUGCAUGGGCUCGGCCGCCGGGCUCUUCCCCUUCGGGGAGCCCGACUUCUCCUACAAGCGCUCCAACUGCAAGCCCAUCCCCGCCCCGAUGCUGCUGUGCCGGGGCAUCGAGUACCAGAGCAUGCGGCUGCCCAACCUGCUGGGCCAUGAGACGGUGCAGGAGGUGCUGGAGCAGGCGUCCACCUGGAUCCCUCUGGUGCAGAAGCAGUGCCACCCCGACACCAGGAAGUUCCUCUGCUCCCUCUUUGCCCCCGUCUGCAUCGACGACCUGGACGAGAUCAUCCAGCCCUGCCACUCGCUGUGCCAGGAGGUGAAGGAGAGCUGCGCCCCGGUGAUGUCCGCUUUCGGCUUCCCCUGGCCCGACAUGCUGGACUGCAGCCGCUUCCCCAAGGACAACGACCUGUGCAUCCCGCUGGCCAGCAGCGAUCACAUCCUGCCCGUCACCAGGGAAGCACCCAAGGUCUGUGACGCCUGCAAAAACAAAAAUGAAGAUGAUAAUGACAUCGUGGAAAACCUCUGCAAAAACGACUUUGCCUUGAAGAUAAAAGUGAAGGAGAUUGCCUACAUCAAUGGGGAUACCAAGAUCACCCCUGAAACAAAGAGCAAAACCAUCUACAAGCUGAAUGGGCUGACAGAAAGAGAUCUGAGGAAGAUAGUGCUCUGGCUCAAAGGUGGCCUCCAGUGUACCUGUGAUGAGAUGAAUGACAUCAACGUCCCCUACUUGGUGAUGGGGCAGAAGCAGGCUGGGGAACUGGUGAUCACCUCGCUGAAGCGGUGGCAGAAGGGGCAGCGGGCUUUCAAGCGCUUCUCCCGCAGCAUCCGCAAACUGCAGUGUUAGUGGCUUCGGCUCUGGCUGUCCUCCAGCAGCCACCCCUGUCCCAAGCUCUCUGGGCCUCCAGCUCCUUCCUGCUUUGGCCCCUGUGAGCCUCCAGAUGCCGUGGGCACGAGGCACAGCUGCCCGAGAGGGGAAGAACCCCUCAGUUUUUGUACAUAGGUUAAAAUGUAAUAAAAAAAAAAAAUAAUGACUAUUUUUGGGAAGCAUUAAAAUAUCUCGCUUAAAGCUUGGGGGUUUUUUUAUGGUUGCAAAUGUGACUUUGCUCUGAGGUCUUUCCCUCUUGGUUUUGGUAAUGCUGGUUCAUUUAUCUUGCUGCUUCUCUGUGUGCGUGCAUGUUUGUGGUGGCACGGCAGGGCUGGCACCGCGGGGCUGACACGGCUCCCACCCGCGCCAGCGCUGCAAAAGUCACCUCACGACUCUUGCAUGUGAUACAUAGGCACCAGUAAGAGUAUAUUAACCAUUCUCACUUUCUAUUUUCCACAAGUCUGAGCCCUCUCUCAGAAAAAAAAAAAAAAAAAAACAAGUAAAAGUUUUGGAGCUGGUUGAUCUGAAUCCACCUUUUUUUUUUUAAUUGUUUUGCAAAUUAAACCAUCUGUAGCCUAACUGUAAUAUACCUAGUGGUUAAUCUGAAAGAGUUGUAAAAUAUUGCUUUAAUUAACCUUGUAAAUACUCCAGAUAAAUGUUAUAUUCUUGUAUAUAAACUUUACAUCAUAGUUUACUUAUUGUCUCUGUCUGUAUUCACUCUAAUCCAUUUUGGGAGAACUGGGAGGAAGAUGUCCAACUGGACUUUGUCAUGGCAAAGCAGAAUUUGUCAUUCCACCCUAAGUGACCAGUAGAAAAGCACAAGGAAGCCUCUAGUUCUGCAAUCAGAAAAUCUGUAGUGGACCUCAUUUCCCCAAAGCUGAGCCCAAAAGACCCAGGACUGAGGUUCAGUCAGCUCAUUUCAAUAUGUGUCUGUUGAGCUCUUGGAGAUGAGGCUUCUUUUCUGUGGCUCCUUUGUUCGGCUGCCUGCAUUUUCUCAUCUUCUCAGAGGACUUUCCUGACAUGGAACUGCAAUGAGACCACAGUCUUAAAAAUUAAAUCCAUCUUUCCAUUUCUUGAAAAAUACAUAUUAAGGAGGAAAAUGUCAUUUGCUACUUGCAAUUCAGAAUAAUGGUAGAGCAAGGCAUUUUUUUGUGUGUAUGUACACUCACUAUACUUAUUGAGAAAGAAAAUAAAAGAUACCUAAUAGUGUAACUAAA